Messenger RNA from Saccharomyces mikatae IFO 1815, 1455 nucleotides. It is a transcript of the gene CIT3, whose product is annotated as citrate (Si)-synthase CIT3. Gene Ontology annotation, molecular function: 2-methylcitrate synthase activity. The transcript has a single exon. Gene Ontology annotation, biological process: carbohydrate metabolic process; tricarboxylic acid cycle. NCBI's taxonomy places the organism in Eukaryota, Fungi, Ascomycota, Saccharomycetes, Saccharomycetales, Saccharomycetaceae. The record is from RefSeq and is a predicted model, not a curated record. Gene Ontology annotation, cellular component: mitochondrial matrix. Bases 1 to 1455 code for a protein of 484 amino acids.
AUGUUACGAAGACCUAUAGCGAGUACAUUCUUGUGCAAAAGAAAUUUCAAGUCAUCAGCAGUUGUAAAAUCUUCUGUAUUAACCCUCAAAGAAACCUUAGAAAAUGUGAUACCUCAAAGAAGAGAUGCUGUAAAAGAAUUAAAGGCUUUAUAUGGAAAUACCGUUAUUGGACCGAUUACAAUUUCAUCAGUCAUUGGAGGAAUGAGGGGUAACCAAUCAAUGUUUUGGCAAGGGACAUCAUUAGACCCCGAUCAUGGCAUAAGAUUUCAAGGUUUGACGAUCGAACAAUGUCAAAAAAGAUUACCUGGCACUGGUAUCAAUGGCGAUAAUUUCCUGCCGGAAUCAAUGCUAUGGCUGCUAAUGACAGGUAGUGUCCCAUCUUUUCAACAAGUUGAUUCUUUAAGAAGGGAAUUAGCUCUACGUGGAAAGGAGUUGCCGCAUUAUACGGAGAAAGUUCUGUUAAGUUUACCCAAAGAUAUGCACCCCAUGACUCAAUUUGCGAUUGGGUUAGCAUCAAUGAACAAAGGGUCGGUCUUUGCUACAAACUAUCAAAAAGGUCUAAUAGGGAAGACUGAAUUUUGGAAAGAUACGCUCGAAGAUUCGUUAAAUUUAAUUGCCUCUCUUCCACUACUGACGGGUAAAAUUUACUCAAACAUUACAAAUGAAGGACGUCCAUUAGGGCAAUAUAGUGAGGAUGUAGAUUGGUGCACAAAUAUAUGUUCUCUGCUUGGAAUGACUGAAAAAAACUCUUCUAACACAGGCAACCUAAAUUCUCAGCAAUCUCUAGACUUCAUAAACUUGAUGCGGUUAUAUACCGGUAUACAUGUAGAUCAUGAAGGCGGAAAUGUUUCUGCACACACUACCCAUUUGGUUGGAAGUGCUUUGAGUGACCCAUAUCUCAGUUAUUCAUCUGGAAUAAUGGGGCUAGCGGGACCUUUACACGGAUUGGCUGCGCAAGAAGUAGUAAGAUUUCUCAUAGAGAUGAACUCAAAUAUUUCCAGCAUUGCACUAGAGAAAGAAAUCAAGGAAUAUCUUUGGAAAAUUUUGAAAUCAAACCGUGUGAUUCCUGGCUACGGGCACGCGGUUUUGCGUAAACCCGAUCCUCGAUUCACAGCAAUGCUUGAAUUUGCGCAAAUGAGGCCUAACGAGUUUAAAAAUGACAAGAAUGUUUUGUUAAUGCAAAAACUAGCAGAAGUUGCGCCUAAGGUUUUGCUGGAACAUGGAAAGAGUAAGAAUCCAUUUCCUAAUGUUGAUUCAGCCUCAGGAAUUUUAUUUUAUCAUUACGGAAUCAGAGAACUACUGUUCUUUACUGUCAUUUUUGGAUGUUCAAGGUCAAUGGGACCAUUGACACAACUUGUUUGGGAUCGCAUUUUAGGACUACCAAUUGAAAGACCAAAGAGUUUGAGCUUUGAAGGACUGGAAGCACUUACUAAAGCGACAGGGUUAGUGAAGUAA